AUGAAUGCGUAUCUUCUCAAUAGGGUUUUGGGGUCCAUAAGUCCCUCAACCUUUCAUGUCGCACAAACCACGCGACUUGUUCAACAGCUCGAGCCGGCGCCUGGCAUUCGCUUCUCAGCACGUAGAGACAUUCCCUUAGGAGGGAGUCAAGAGGAUGCAGGCUUGAUCUUUGAUGAUGAGGUAUUUGCUCACAAGGCGGGAGUGAAUGUGCUCGCCAUCGAUCACUAUGAUGGCCGAUUCAUGGUCUCUGGGGGUGCAGAUCCUUCAAUUCAUCUGUGGGAUUUGGAGUCACGAGGCUCAGAUCUGAAACAUGUGCACCAGUCCGUGGCAUCUGUCAACAGAGCCUCGCACGAAGAUGCCCACACACGUGCCAUUACUUCCGUCUCCAUAUACCCAUUUGAUCCUACACCGUCUACUAUCUUGACAACCUCGUACGAUGGUACACUCAAGCUUUCGGCUUUAGCCCCAGCGGCUAUUACACCUGUGCACACUUUCAAUCUAGACUGCACACCGUACAGCCAUUCGCUGUCAUCAAAUCCAGCGUCUCCUUUGCUCAUUGCUGUAGGUACCUCGGAGAAGCCGGUCCGACUACUUGACCUACGUUCCGGUCUGUCGACACAUGGUCUACCUGGACAUGAAUCUUCAGUCCUGUCCGUAUCAUGGGCUCCUCAUCAGCCACACAUCCUGGCCUCCGCGUCGGCGGAUAAUAGAGUGAUUCUCUUCGACAUCCGCCGGGGAGGCCACAAUUCAGCGAUCGCAGCACUAGACAUGGAUGAUGCUGUUGGACUCGUGCGCCCGGGAUCCACCCCAGCAUCCUGCCAGAGCCGCCCAGCAUUCUCGCCGCACGCUCGAGCCCAUAAUGGCGCCGUGACGGGUGUGCGGUGGACAUCUACCGGUAGUCACCUGGUAACCGCUGGUCAGGACUCUCGGAUUCGAGUCUGGGAUGCUGGAACAGGUGCGAACACGCUUGUACACUUCGGUCAGCGUGUCCGGAACAGUGUGACUUCUCACCUGGCUGAAAGGGCACCGCUCAUUAUACCUCGCGGAGUGGUCACCCCUGGGCAAGAAACGCUCUUAUGGCCAAACUUUAAUGAGAGAGAUGACCGUAGGGAGAUCUUCAUGUUCGAACUUCGAGAGGGGGCUUUUGUCAAGCUUCUUCGCGUACCGGGUCUCGUGACCGGUCGCCAGCAGUUCCAGGGCCGCUCCAGUGCCCUCAGCGCUGCCAGGAUCAACGCCCUUGCUUGGCGCGGUAACGGUGCCUCAGGAGAAGGGAUCGAGAUGUUUUCGGCCCACGGCGACGGAACCAUUCGCACUUGGGCCUCACGGGAACCCGAGGGUGAGCCGGAUGAUGAAGCCGAAGAAGCCGAACGAGCAGACCGCAAACGCAAGCGCGAUGUUCUCGACGAGAUCUACCGGGGAUUUAUAGGCUAA
This is a messenger RNA of Aspergillus tubingensis, 1431 nucleotides long. Its product is annotated as WD repeat protein. The record is from RefSeq and is a predicted model, not a curated record. Lineage: Eukaryota; Fungi; Ascomycota; Eurotiomycetes; Eurotiales; Aspergillaceae. Gene Ontology annotation, biological process: proteasome-mediated ubiquitin-dependent protein catabolic process; transcription-coupled nucleotide-excision repair; protein polyubiquitination. Bases 1 to 1431 code for a protein of 476 amino acids. The transcript is spliced from 2 exons. Gene Ontology annotation, cellular component: nucleotide-excision repair complex; Cul4A-RING E3 ubiquitin ligase complex. Gene Ontology annotation, molecular function: protein binding.